Oncorhynchus nerka (sockeye salmon) is the source of this 4865-nucleotide messenger RNA. RefSeq names its product extracellular calcium-sensing receptor-like. Lineage: Eukaryota; Metazoa; Chordata; Actinopteri; Salmoniformes; Salmonidae. Gene Ontology annotation, molecular function: G protein-coupled receptor activity. Gene Ontology annotation, cellular component: plasma membrane. Gene Ontology annotation, biological process: G protein-coupled receptor signaling pathway. The transcript has 6 exons. The coding region runs from base 24 to 2612 and encodes 862 amino acids. The record is from RefSeq and is a predicted model, not a curated record.
CAAAGUGUGUGUGAGAGAGUGUGAUGCAGCUACUAUGGGUGGUAGUGAUGGGGGUGUUAGGAGCCUUUUGGGCAGAGGGAGAGGAGGCUCUCUGUCGGAUACUGGGAAGACCAGAGUUCCCUAUGCUGUCCAAGGAAGGAGAAGUGACUAUCGGAGGAGCCUUCUCCAUCCACACCAAAAUCUCAGAGCCCCAACUCUCCUUCACAGACACACCACCUCCUCUCAUCUGCUCCAGCAUGAACCUCAUAGAUUUUCAUUUAGCUCAGACCAUGAUCUUCGCCAUCGAAGAGAUCAAUAACAGCAGUUCUCUGCUCCCCAACAUCUCUAUUGGCUACAGGAUAUAUGAUAGUUGUGGCUCGACUCUGUCCUCCAUGCGUGCGGUUAUGGCUCUGAUGAACGGUCAGGAGAGGACGGUGGGAAAGACCUGCUCUGGCCAAUCAGCAGUCCACGCUAUCAUCGGUGCCUCUGAUUCUUCCUCCACUAUUGUGAUGUCACGAUCCACAGGAGCUUUUCAAAUACCAGUGAUCAGCCACUUUGCCACCUGUGCAUGUCUGAGUAACAGAAAGGAGUUCCCCUCCUUCUUCAGAACCAUCCCCAGUGACUUCUACCAGAGUAGAGCCCUGGCCCAACUGGUCAAAUACUUUGGCUGGACCUGGGUGGGGGCUGUUAGAAGUGACAAUGCUUACGGGAACAACGGCAUGGCGACCUUCAUGGAGGCUGCUGGUCUGGAGGGUGUGUGUAUAGAGUACUCUGAGGCUAUCUUAUGGAACAACCCCAGGGAGCAGAUAGCCAGGGUGGUUGAGGUGAUUAGCAGGGCCAGCUCCAAGGUUGUGGUGGCCUUUCUGUCCCAGUGGGAGAUGGAUGUUCUGCUGGAAGAGGCACUGGCCCAGAACCUGACCGGGCUGCAGUGGGUAGGCAGUGAGUCCUGGAUAACUAUUGAUCGCCUGUCCACUAGGAGGAGCUCUCCUGUCCUCAGCGGUACUCUGGGAUUCACCAUCAGUAAGUCUAAGAUCCCAGGCCUCAGAGAGUUCCUGCUCCGGGUCGGUCCAGCCCAGGAUCCCAACAACACCCUGCUCAGAGAGUUCUGGGAGACCACGUUCAGCUGCAGGUUUUCCCCUCAGCAGGAGAAAGACAGUGGGCCUAGGCAGAGGCAGUGCUCUGGGUCUGAGAGACUGGAGGAAAUCAGUAACCCCUUUACUGACACUUCCGAGCUGAGGUUCUCUAAUAAUGUGUAUAAGGCAGUGUAUUCUGUGGCCCACUCCAUACAUGACCUGCUGACCUGCAGGCACGGUGAAGGCCAAGGUGGGAAUAGGAACUGUGCACACAGAGACAGCAUCGAGCCAGGACAGGUGUUGAGAUACCUGCGGGACUUAAACUUCAUCAUGAAGUCUGGGGAGAGAGUUUAUUUUGAUGAGAACGGAGACCCCACAGCCAUCUAUGAGCUGGUGAACUGGCAGAGAGACCAGGCAGGAGAGACUGUGUUUGUCACUGUGGGGAAUUACAAUGCCUCUCUCCCUAAAGGAGACCAGUUUGCCAUGAAUGGGAUACAGAUUGUAUGGGCUGACAAUCCCUUAAAGAGGCCUCGGUCUGUGUGUAGUGACAGCUGCCUCCCAGGGUACCGCCAAGCAGAGAUCAAAGGAAUGCCAGUCUGCUGUUUUUCCUGUAUCCCCUGUGCUGCUGGAGAGAUCAGCAACCUAACAGACUCAGCUAAAUGCACACAGUGUUCCCUGGAAUACUGGUCCAACGGAGACAAGAGUCGUUGUGUCCCAAAGGUGGUGGAAUUUCUCUCAUUUGACGAAACCAUGGGAAUCCUCCUGGCUGCAAUCUCAUUGGUUGGAGCGUGUUUAACCAUAGUGGUGUCAUUGAUCUUCUUUUGCUUCCGAGAGACUCCGAUCGUCAAGGCCAGCAACUCUGAGCUGAGCUUCCUGCUGCUCUUCUCCUUGACUCUGUGUUUUCUGUGUUCUCUUACUUUCAUUGGCCGGCCCUCUGAGUGGUCCUGUAUGUUGCGCCACACAGCGUUUGGGAUCACCUUUGCCCUGUGUAUGUCCUGCGUCCUGGCAAAGACCAUAGCGGUGGUGAUAGCUUUCCAGGCCACAAUGCCAGGCAAUACAGUUCCCCAGUGCUCUAUUCCUCUCCAGAGAAUCAGUGUGUUCAGUUGUACCCUCCUACAAGUGGUUAUAUGUGUUCUCUGGUUAGCUCUAGCUCCUUCAGUCCCAGUCAAAAACACAGCCCACGCCACUGAAAAGGUCAUUCUAGAGUGUGAUGUGGGUUCAGCUAUUGGUUUCUGGGCUGUGUUGGGGUAUAUAGGACUCCUGGCUCUCUUGUGCUUUGUGCUGGCUUUUCUAGCUCGAAAGCUGCCUGAUAACUUCAGUGAGGCCAAAUUCAUCACCUUCAGCAUGCUCAUAUUCUGUGCAGUCUGGAUCACCUUCAUACCAGCUUAUGUCAGCUCUCCUGGGAAGUUCACUGUAGCUGUGGAGAUAUUUGCCAUUUUGGCCUCCAGUUUUGGGUUGCUUUUCUGUAUAUUUGGUCCAAAGUGUUAUAUCAUAUUACUUAAACCAGAGAAAAAUACAAAAAAACACAUAAUGGGGAAAAGUCAUGUAAAAUCACAGUAAUGUAGUUUACAGAACGGAGAACUGGAGGAAAAAGGUUUCAAUUUAAUUCAGGGGGAUGUUUUAGUAUUUUUUUUAUCUAGUCCAGAAGAGGGUCAUGUAAUUUUUCAUUUUUGACAUUUCAAUAUUUUUAAUUGUUUUAGAAUGAGUUGCUUAUUAGGCUAUAUCUCCAUGUACCCGAUGCCGCCCUUCAUCUCUGAUUCUCUGCACUGUGCGCAACAUCAAGUGCGUCUAUAGGCUGUUUAGUAUGGUCUCAAUCAAAUGAUCCAUACCGUAGGCUAUAGUCCUAGGCUAUACGAAGUGCAUGCUCGGAGAAGCACAGUUAUCUAUUUUUAUAUAGAAGCACCAUGGCUAAGAAAAACUCCUUUGCAAGGCCAAAACCUAGUAAACCUAGAGAGGAACCAGGCUCUGAGGGGUGGCCAGUCCUCUUCUGGCUGUGCCGGAUUGAGAUUAUAAGAGUACAUGGCCAUUAAGGCCAGAUGGUUCUUCAAGAUGUUCAAAUGUUCAUAGAUGACCAGCAGGGUCAAAUAAUAAUCAGUGGUUGUAGAAGGUGAAACAGGUCAGCACCUCAGGAGUAAAUGUCAGAUUGCUUUUCAUAGCCGAGCUUUCAGCGGUUGAGACAGCAGGUGCAUUAGAGAAGGAUAGAGAGAGAGAGAGAGUCGAAAACAGCAGGUCCGUGACAAGGUGGAACAUCCGGUGAACAGGUCUUGGUUCCAUAGCCGCAGGCAGAACAGUUGAAACUGGAGCAGCAGCACAGCCAAAGCACAGCCCCCACACCACGAGAGGGAUAAUCUCCGAUAGCAUCACACCCAUCAUUAACGGUAACAUAUCAAGGAUUACAGAUGGAGUGCUGUCAGGACCCUGACGUGUGAGACACCGCAGCUAGAAGACCUCCUGGUGAUCACUCCACUAACAGUCACAGCUAAGGCUGGGGAGCCUGUGUGGAGAUGUUAUGGAACAAAAUAACUGUCACAGUUCUCAAUCGAGGGAGACAUCAACUUAGGAGACAUUUUCUCCUUUCACCAAAACCCAGUAGAGAGAAUAAAGUAGACCUCGCACGUCAAACGUCUGAUUUAUGAGCCUAUGUCCGGAUGACACGUACAUGCCCAAAUAUGGGCAUCCGGUCAGGACAUCCUGGCGGGAAGGUGUCACGUGGUUUUGCCAAUAUGAGUGCAUCCUGUUCCUGUUGUCAUUUGGGUACAGCAAGCUCAUCCCUCUCUCUCUGUCUCCUACACUCAGGCUGCUGCGACCUCAGGUCGUAAAUUCCUGGAGGCGAUUAUCUCCUCAUGGCCACAGUAUAUAGAGAGGGACGUUUUCAUAGAGAAAACAAAGGAAUUUCUUCCACCUCACAGAACUUGAGGUCUGAACAACAUUUAUGUUGUGGAGAAUGUAUAAAAGAUCGGUGAAGCAUCUAGCUACGAACUGAUCCGUUUGGUACAAUUUUGUGAAACUCAUGAGAGACAAUACGGCCACAUUACCAUAACUCUGUUUAUAAUAUAGCCUCAGUUUGGAGGCUUGCAUCUAAUUUCUGUACAGGAUGAAUGAGGAAAGAUGAAACUAUUUGUGAAAAUAUGGGAUGCUAUGUAAUGAUGUAAUGUGAGAGAAUUGUAUUUCUGUGUAAACUUUCACUUAAGUCACUGGCACGCCCCCAUGAACACAGGCAGGACUUGACGUCAUGAGACAGCCUUUUUCUGCUCUUCCGAAUAAAACCCCCACCUUGAGAAUUCUUCAACAGACCAUGUUUCUCUCAAUCACGAGAGGACAAAGGUUGCAGACCAGCUUACCUCGAUAAAGAGAGGGCCAAGGUUUGAGACGAUGGCUGAAUCUUUUAACCAUCCCACGUGGUUAAACUCUUAGACUAUCGAUACCAACAGAAUAAGAACAAGUGUUUGAUUAAAUUACUAGUCUGCAGCUAGGAAUUCGGUAUCAUUGAACGUGAAGACCGACAACCUCAGAAACAUCUAUUCUAUAACGACGUGAAUGAAUGUCACUCUGAACUAUCCAUACUAACCACGACAGAGAGAGCGAGAGGGCGGACAGACUCUCCAACAGAAACAAACUUUUCAACAGAGAUCCCGACGACACACUGAGCGUAAAUAUAUAUAUUGAUUGCAAUUGUUCCCGAAUGUGCAAGGGAUUAGCAUUACAAUUGUUAUAAUUAUCAAAUGUGUGUUGUCUUAUCUCAGUCGACCCCCUCUUCCCCUUUGUACACCAAGCCGCAAUGCUGGUUUAUCCCACUAGGAAAACUCCAUUAUC